Molecule: messenger RNA, 1125 nt
Organism: Caenorhabditis remanei
Lineage: Eukaryota; Metazoa; Nematoda; Chromadorea; Rhabditida; Rhabditidae
Exons: 5
Coding region: 1-1125 (374 amino acids)
Source: RefSeq, a predicted model, not a curated record
AUGAUUCUAAAAUUAUUUAUUCUUCUCGGGUUUACUAUUCUAUUAUGCCAGUCUACUACUACAGAGGAGCCAACGCAUAAUGUUGAAGACGUCACGACUACAGAAGCCACGGCAUCAGAUAUCCCAACAUCAGAGGCACCUGUCGUCACCGAAGCAGAGGAAGUGGUAGUGAAUGUCCCCGGAAAAGGAGAAAAAUUGGAAGAAGAAAUCGAGAAAAUCGGAAAAGACAUGCAACCGGAGACUGUCACUACCAAACAAACUCCUGAAAAAGUAAAAGAAACCGCCGAGCCGAAAAUCAAUGAAGAGAUGGAUCUGAAGAAGAAUUUGGAGAAUUUGACAAUAAACAAGACGGAGGAAACUUCUACAACGACCACUACAACGACAACCACUACGGAAGCACCCGUUGUAACGACUCAGGAGACAGUGACAGAUGGAGAAGGAUUGGAACAUGAUGUGCAAGGAGAGGUUGAGGAUGGUGACAACGACUUGACUGAGCUGGAGGAAAAGGAGCGGAAGAUUCCAACUGAAGACGUUGAAGCAUCAGAAGCCACGACUACCGAAUCAAAUCCAGAGGCAUCUGAAGUCUCGGAAACACCAAAAACAACUGAAAAAUCUCUAGAUGGUCCCAUCAAAACAAAACAAUUCAAAAAUCUAGAGCCUCCGAAAGAAGGGAGUUUAAAACUCUCGGAAGUUUCGGAUGGAAUGUUGAUUAAAACUGAGGAGAAUAAGGAAGAGAAAGUAGAAACAGAUAUUGCAGUAGUCACGGAUGAACCGACUACAAAUGAGGAGAAUGAUAAAUGGAUUGCUUGGGAUUUGAUUCAUUUUUUGCUGCUCUUGAGUCCAUACGAUGAAGAUGAAAUCACAUGGUGGACUAUUAUUUAUGAAGCUGUUAAGUGCUCCCUCCGCAACUGCCCGAACGUCCACUCCCACUGGUAUCAGCGCCCAGUCUAUCUUCCUAGAAUCAGCCGUCAUCGUCGCCAAGAUUCUGAGUUCUCUCCGGAUGAUAUACCACCAACUAAAAGCUCUCAACCGUGCCCAUGUCGAGAUAUUGAGGGAUAUUUUGAGAAACUUUAUGCAACAAUAAAUGAGGAAUUAAAGAAGAAACAAUUGAAUUCGACAAUGUAA